AGGAUGUCGCUGCGGUCAUGGCUCCCAGACAGAUCGCGUAUCAUAGUGCAAUAGCAAAUAACUUAAAAGCAAGGGAAUGCAUGGCCAUUUAUUUGGUUUAUAAAUACGAGGUGUAUUUUUAAAACACACGUCUAUUUAAGUUUUUAGUUUAAAAUCGUAACCCUUUAUCAAAUUUAUGUGCGAACGAGGUAUGGAUGUGAAUGUUGCAGACCGCUGCAGCAUCAAGUCUGCGCCGCAAACAAACACCCCGCAGAAUAACGCAGCAGAUAGUGGAACACAAAAUGCACCAAAGAAGAGGAGAAGAGGCAAAAGAGGGAAGAGACGGAGGGGCAAGAAGGCCAACGAGCCUCCGCCGUUUUUACCACCGGAGGCUGAAGAGGGAAACAUUGAAUACAAGUUGAAGCUAGUGAACCCUACACAGUAUCGAUUUGAGCACUUGGCCACUCAGUUGAAAUGGCGACUUCAAGAGGGCCGCGGGGAGGCGGUGUAUCAGAUUGGGGUUGAGGAUAACGGUCUGCUGGUUGGACUGACAGAGGAAGAUAUGAAAGCAUCACUGAAGACCCUUCGCAGAAUGGCUGAGAAGGUUGGAGCUGAUAUCACACUCCUCAGAGAGAGGGAGGUGGAUUGUGAUCGAGCUAGACGGAAAAUCGCAGAAGUUCUUGUGCGGAAAGUGCCAGAUGACCAGCAGUUCCUGGAUCUGCGUGUGGCUGUUCUGGGUAAUGUGGACUCGGGGAAGUCGACUCUGCUGGGCGUGUUGACUCAGGGCGAGCUGGAUAAUGGGCGAGGCAGGGCGAGACUCAACCUCUUCAGACACCUGCAUGAGAUUCAAACCGGCCGUACGUCCAGCAUCAGUUUCGAGAUCCUCGGCUUCAACAGCAAAGGAGAGGUUGUAAAUUACAGUGAUUCACGUACAGCAGAGGAGAUCUGUGAGAGCUCUUCGAAAAUGAUCACAUUUAUUGAUCUGGCUGGUCAUUAUAAGUACUUGAAGACCACCAUAUUUGGCUUGACAAGCUACUGCCCAGACUUUGCCAUGCUGGUGGUAGGGGCAAACACUGGCAUUGCUGGCACAACAAGGGAGCACCUGGGUUUGGCUAUGGCGCUGAAGGUGCCCAUAUUCAUUGUGGUGAGUAAGGUGGACCUGUGCGGCAAAAGCACUGUGGAAAAAACCGUCCGUCAGCUGGAGAGAGUUCUUAAACAGCCCGGCUGCAAUAAGGUCCCCAUGGUGGUGGCAAACCCUGAUGAUGCUGUCACAGCCGCACAGCAGUUUGCACAAUCCUCCAGUGUGACGCCCAUCUUCACCCUCUCCAGUGUAUCUGGGGAGAAUCUGGACCUUCUAAAGGCCUUUUUCAAUAUUCUGCCUCCUCUGAGCAACAGCAAAGAGCAGGAGGAACUCAUGCAGCAGCUUACGGAGUUCCAGGUAGAUGAGAUUUACAGUGUUCCUGACGUAGGGACAGUAGUUGGUGGAACGCUUUACAGUGGUGUCUGUCGUGAGGGAGACCGUUUGGUAGUGGGCCCUACAGAUGAUGGUAGGUUCUUGAGGUUGAAAGUGUGUAGUAUUCACAGAAAUCGCUCUGGAUGCCGCGUGCUAAGAGCUGGACAGGCUGCCACACUCGCUCUGGGGAACUUUGAUCGCUCAUUACUACGAAAGGGUAUGGUAAUGGUGAGUCCUAAGAUGAACCCUACGAUCUGCUGGCAGUUUGAAGCUGCGAUCGUUCUCCUGUUCCAUGCCAAGACGUUCCGCCGUGGUUUCCAGGUCACGGUGCACGUGGGGAACGUGAGGCAGACUGCAACAGUGGAGUGCCUCCUUGGGAAGGAGGAGCUACGUACAGGAGAGAGAGCCGUAGUGUGCUUCAGAUUCUUAAAGCACCCUGAGUAUUUGCGCAUAGGAGCCAAGCUCCUCUUCAGGGAGGGGGUGACCAAAGGCAUCGGACAUGUGACGCACCUCCUGCCCUCGACCCAGUACCAUGUGCCUGACCAGAACCACAACCAGAACCACAAUUAGAUACUCUAUAAGUCCAAAGAGGACACUCGACUGCAGUCACUUCUUGUCCUUGCCUUGAGUUUUGCAUACCCUAGUUUUAUCGUGUACCUUUCAUUUCCACACUCAGAUUACAGAGAGGCCGUACUACUUUCAUAGAUUUGCCUAUAUUAAUCGCAGAUUUGCCUGUGUGUAAAUGCUCUCGGCUCUUGUGAGGUUUAUCAAUAUAUAUAUAAAUAUAUUAACCUUAAAUCGUUUUGUUCAUGUUUUGGCAAUGUCCAUGUUGACAAAUUGAGAGAUGAAUUUGCGCCAAAAUAGAGAAGAGUUGGAUUGAGGCAGUCUUUUACGUCAACAAUAAAGAUUGAAAACGUUUUCUUCUGAAAAGAUGAUUAGCAAUCCUAAAUAUACAGGACUAUAUGGUAGUUUUAUUUUAUUAUUAUUUAAAUUUAGCCUACUAGUUGAAAACCACUGGAUAAGAGUAUAAUAUACAGAAUGUAAUGGAGCUCAGAAACCUCACACAUGUGCAGGUUUCACAUCUUAAAGCUGUUUGACCUUGAGUAAAGCAUGUGGGAUUUUGCGUCACUAAGCUGUGGUCUUAACUGGGUAUCUAGAGCAGAUUGUUAAACGAACACUUCUUUCUACAGCCUGCAUUAUAGAUAUAAGAACAUAAUCACAGCAUUUAUUUGAUUGAGAAAUUUUCAGUUGGUCAAUUCCGUAAACUUCCUCAGAUUCUUGGUUACCCACGUAGAUUUGUUGCAUACCUCAAGAUUCGUGUUGUAUUUUGUACACACCAUUUUUAUUUUAAUGUGAACAAAAAUGAGGCUGAGAGGUGCAGAAAUACAGUCUAAAAAACAGGGUGACGAUCUUUUUAGCUGAUGAAAUUUUGAAAAUAGUUUUUGCACAAAUUUCAAUGUAAAAAAUGGAAAACAUUUGUUGUAAAAAUUAAGAGAUGCGACCUCAAGAUGACCCCACGAACGAUUUAUACAGAAAUCCGUUGCAUUGUGACAAUUUAUGCAAGAAUGGUUUAACAAACUAUUUACACUAAUACGUUGCAAUUGCGUCAAUUUACGUAAAAAUAGUUUUACGAACCAUUUACCUGAAAGUGUUGCAUUGUGACAAUUAAAUCAAGAAUGGUUUUAGUAUGAUUCACGCAGAAAUGUGUUGCAUUGCGACACUUUACGUAAAAACGUUUUACGAACAAUUUACACAUUUGUUCUUCUUGUUUUCAGAAUUUGACCCAUUGAAAAAACUGAAUUUCUAUCCCUCACAGAUUUGCUGACGUUUGUGAAAUUUCAAUUAGUUUCUGUGCGUUUGUUGGAGUGAAUAAUUAUCACCCCGUCUUCACAACAAAAUAAUUUACAGGACAUUCUUGGAGCUCUAGGGUUUAAGGAUCAAUACAUUUAUAAAAAUUUCAGACUGGAUUGCAUUGUGCCUAUUUAAAAAUGUGUUUUCGGUGAUUGUGCAUAUUGCGCACUUGUUUGGAAGCAAGGUUUGGUUGAUUUUAGAUGGUUUACAGGAUUCGACUGAAAACAUAUGGCAGCUUUUUGUGAUCGGUUUCAGUCUUGUGAUCCUACGCAUGCGCAGAAAUUCAGAUAACCGUUGUGUUGUGCAUUGUAGUUUCAUCCGUGCGUUCAUAUUUGAGAUAUUGUGCAAUUCUAAAAAACAUUGAAUGUACUGAUUGUGAAUCUAAAUGUAUGGUUUUGAAGUUACUGAACUAAUAACAUGACUGCUAAUAUAGUAUUCUUCAGCAGUAUCUGUACACGUGCCUCAUUUAUCAAGCGCGAGCAGAAAAAACACAUUGGUCCCUCAAUUUAUGUCAUAAAGGUUUCACAAACUAUUUACACACAAAUGAAUUCUGCUCGUGUUUCAUGAACGAGUUCCACUCUUUUAAAUCUCGUCAGUACAGCUUCUGGUCAACAGUGCAUGUUGUGAUUUAAUAAAUAAUCAUUAAUAUUGUCUGAAGUGCAGCUGGUUGGCUUGACUGCAUUUUGGAUGUUCAUGUAUCUUCUAAAAAGGCGUCACUGAAGCCUGCAAACAGGACUAGAUAUCUAUUGCUUUGCUAUUAGUU
Xyrauchen texanus (razorback sucker) is the source of this 4046-nucleotide messenger RNA. RefSeq names its product GTP-binding protein 2-like. Gene Ontology annotation, molecular function: GTPase activity; translation elongation factor activity; GTP binding. Gene Ontology annotation, biological process: translational elongation. The coding region runs from base 176 to 2002 and encodes 608 amino acids. Lineage: Eukaryota; Metazoa; Chordata; Actinopteri; Cypriniformes; Catostomidae. The transcript is spliced from 12 exons. The record is from RefSeq and is a predicted model, not a curated record.